Molecule: messenger RNA, 489 nt
Organism: Plenodomus lingam JN3
Lineage: Eukaryota; Fungi; Ascomycota; Dothideomycetes; Pleosporales; Leptosphaeriaceae
Source: RefSeq, a predicted model, not a curated record
AUGGCAGCAACAGGAUCAGGAACAGGAACAAGCGCAGUCUUUUGGUGCCUUGGCUGUUUUGGGGACUGGGCCAGCCGUCUAGAACAGAAGAGGAAAAGAGCGGCGACAGUAGGGCGGAGGGGGAACGGAGUGAACGGACGUGGUUCAGGCCUGGGUGGUCGUCGGAGGAAACCAGCAGUCUGGUCCAACGUCAGCCAUGCUACCAUGAAAUCAUGUACAAGUCUGUCCGCUCCACGUCCUGAGAGUGUCGCUCGAUUGGCCAGCCUCACGCCGUCGCGUGCGUCCAGGGAUAGGAUCCGUCCCGAUUUCCCAACCCCAAGUGACAUGUGCAAGCCCCGGUCAGACCGAAUUCUGGAGAGACGACGCUUUGGUCAGGGUGCACGGAAGAUCGGGGGAAGGAUGACUAGGGUUGGAGAGUGCAGGGUGUCUGUGUGUACCUAUUGUGGGUGUGUGAGAGAGAGAGAGAGCAAGAACGAGAGAAGGCGAUGA